UAUCAAAUUAAUUUUAAUAAUUAAACAUAAUUUAUAAUUAAAUGCUAGUUUAAAAAAAUGUCUGCGAAUACAGUUUUAUGAAUGGGAUUUUAUCCUACAAACACUGACUUAACAUUAUGUAAAAAAAUGGAUGAAGAUUGUUCUUUGAUCACAGAUAAAGGACUCGUACAUUCUGUUGUUAUCUCUGACAUCAUCAUGAGAUUAUCUCUGCUUUUAGCACAUCUGCUGGUGCUCUUUUCAGUUUUGGCACUUGUCAGAACACAAACAACUGCAAAGCUACUGGCAGACCCCUCUUAUGACCCCUGCAAUAAUUACACUGUGCUGAAUGAUUCAUGGAGAUCCACCAAGAAUACAUACAACAGCUCUUUACUAUAUUGUGACCAAUAUGUCAACUGGUUCGGCUGGUAUCGUCUCUUCAUUAAUGGUCAGAGUGCACAGAUGCCAGACACGUGUGUUGCAAUGUAUAGUUGUGGCGCUCAGGGUCCCCUGUGGCUGAGUGGAGGACAUCCAACAGUUCAGGAUGGAGUGGUCACUCGAGAUGUCUGUGCUCGUGAUACCAGCUGCUGUAAUGUUAAAGCCCGUCCAAUUAGAGUCAAAGCCUGUCCAGGAGGUUAUUAUGUCUAUGAGUUAGUUAACCCAUCAAUUGGCUGCUAUAACGCAUACUGUGCAGAUGUUGCGAACAAUACUGCCACUCCAGUGACAACCUUAGCUGCACCAGGAAUCUUCUACACAUUCGGUUCCUCAGCAGGAGAUGCAAUAAAUCCUGCUGAUGAUGAUGGAGGCUCCUCUGCUAUUACACUGCUAAGUCCAUUUCAGUUCUUUGGCCGCACAUACCAGCAGAUUUAUGUUAAUAAUAAUGGACACCUCACAUUCAGCCAGGCUUCUUCCGAGUUUGUUCCCUACUCAUUUCCUGCUUUUGGAAGUCAAGAUAUAAUUGCUGGACUCUGGACUGACCUUGAUAACCGAGUAAGAGGAGUCAUCUCUUAUCAUCAAUACACUAAUGGAAGUGUUCUCACUCGCGCCACUCAGGAUAUCAACAGUUAUUUCCCAAAUCUGACCUUCACUGCUUCUUGGGUUUUUGUUGCAACGUGGGAUAAAGUCGCUUACUUCAGCUUGACCAACACAGAAACAUCCUUUCAAGUGGUUUUAAUUUCAGGCGGUAACUAUUCAUUUAUUCUGAUGAAUUAUGGGGACAUUGCUGUAACAAGACACCAAGUAGAGGCUGGUUAUGACACUGUGACCUCCACAAACUACUUUGUGAUUCCUGGAUCAAUCAAUGGGAGCUCCAUCUUAAACCUUAACACCUCCAGUAAUGUCGGAGUUCAAGGCCGAUGGGCCUUCAGGGUGGACAGUGGACCAAGAAGCAACAUCUUUAAAAGAGUUGUUGGACUUCAAGUAAGGUUUUCCUCAUUUGUAGACCUCACACAGAAUGGAAACACUGAUAUCGUUUUACAGCAAGUCAAACAGGAGCUGGUCAGAUACGGUCUGCCAAACAACAUAAUGAUAAAAGUUAGAAAAGUGCAGAAGAUAAAUCUGUAAACAGUGUGUUUUUUUUUUAAGAAAAAGAAAACAUAAAACAAACUAAACCUUUGCAUUUAGGAUUUAUAUCAAACCUCACUAGAGAUGCAAAAUUUCACAACCCAGUACCCAGAAACACCCAUACACGAGGGCAAAUUUAGUUUAUUCAAUUCACCUAUAGCGCAUGUGUUUGGACUGUGGGGGAAACCGGAGCACCUGGAGGAAAUCCACCCCAACA
Danio rerio (zebrafish) is the source of this 1756-nucleotide messenger RNA. Lineage: Eukaryota; Metazoa; Chordata; Actinopteri; Cypriniformes; Danionidae. The record is from RefSeq and is a predicted model, not a curated record.